AUGAGUUUGCUGACCACUGUUCUGGGCAAUAAGGAAAAACAAAAUCCACCAAGGCUCAAGAAGGGAACCUUACAAGUACAAAAGUUCAGGCGUGAGGACCCUAGGGGGCAUCUGAGGCUUGCUGUGCUCCUGGCCCUGCAGAGCUCACUCACUAGCCAGAGCUCUGCGCCUGGGAAUGGGGUCUUAGUGAUGAGUAAGGCCGAGUCCCACUCCUCACCUGUGGGUGCUCACCUCGUCUUAAUCCCAGUGCUUGCCCCAUUUUCUCCAGCCUCAGCUCCUCAUGACUUGUUUCCUGUCCAUAUUUUUGUGCACAUGUGA
Pipistrellus nathusii (Nathusius's pipistrelle) is the source of this 318-nucleotide messenger RNA. Lineage: Eukaryota; Metazoa; Chordata; Mammalia; Chiroptera; Vespertilionidae. The record is from the annotation of a GenBank genome assembly.